Fusarium redolens is the source of this 809-nucleotide messenger RNA. RefSeq lists its product as uncharacterized. The coding region runs from base 58 to 411 and encodes 117 amino acids. The transcript has 2 exons. The record is from RefSeq and is a predicted model, not a curated record. Lineage: Eukaryota; Fungi; Ascomycota; Sordariomycetes; Hypocreales; Nectriaceae.
AUUUCCUACUCAAACACCUCAACUUCACUCUUUAACUGCCACUACUUCCUAACAAUUAUGUCAAUCACGCGCAUUCAAAUUGACCCCGACGGUGACACUCUAGUCAUCCUUGGAGUUAAGCAGGACCUCCUCUGCCUGACUCCCCGGAAUCACGCAUCGAGAAACACUUUUCAAUGCUCAAAGAAGCAUCUUACAUUUGCAUCGCGUCGUGCUGCGAAGCUAUUCUCAACUAACUUCAAAGAAGCUUCAAGAGAGGCAGAUGGGCUUUAUCAUUGGAAUUUCGGGGGCAUCUUUGACGCUGAAGCUUUUGAGCUGGUCUUAAAGAUCAUCCAUGGGAAAACCCGUGGAAUCCCCCAGGAUGUUGAAUUAGAUCUUCUGGCAGGAAUUGCUUCCAUUGUUGAUGAUCUGUAAUGUUACGAUGCCCUUUCAUUCUUCAGCCAGAAGUGGCUUUUGGAGUGUGGCUGGACAUACACUCUCCCACGAAGCGUAAAUAAGACACUGGCUCAACUUACCCUCGUCUCGUUUGCCUUUGAGGACGCGGCGCUCCUCCAAAGCUCCACCCAGAUAGCUAUUCGAUGUAGUAGCGAUACUUUGCCUACAUUCGAACUACCAAUCUGUGCAGAUAUUACUAAUCAUGUUGAAGACUGCAAAGAGAAUACAGGAAUAAGGUCAACCGACAGAAACGCGACGCGUUUCGUGUUUUAGGUUUUCUGAUUUCAUUAGUGCGGUACGAGAAACGCAGUGCGCUUCCAUUGGGGAAAAUAUGGGGCGAAAAUACUAGACGGUCAUUGGUCAAAAACAGGAAACGC